Molecule: messenger RNA, 2457 nt
Organism: Eimeria mitis
Lineage: Eukaryota; Apicomplexa; Conoidasida; Eucoccidiorida; Eimeriidae
Exons: 5
Coding region: 1-2457 (818 amino acids)
Biological process (GO): regulation of transcription by RNA polymerase II
Cellular component (GO): nucleus
Molecular function (GO): transcription cis-regulatory region binding
Source: RefSeq, a predicted model, not a curated record
AUGCAGAACCAGCCAGAGAUCCGCCGCUUCUUCAAGGGGACAAACAGCAGCAGCAGCAGCAGCAGCAGCAGCAGCAGCAACAGCAGCAGCAGCAGCAGCAGCAGCGGUUCAAGGGGCAGCGAGAGCAUGCGGUCUGGGGGGGGGGCCCCCGGUGGUGGUUUUUUGGGGGGCCCCUCUCUUGCUGCUCACGAGAGAAUGAAGCAGCAGCAGCUGCUGGAGUGGGGGCGCCAGGACCCUCUGCGGGCGCGUCAGCUGCUGCUGCAGCAGCAGCGGCUGCAGCAGGAGAAGCAGCAGCAACGUGGGGUGCAGCACCAACCCUUUUUGCUGCUGCAGAGAAAGAUAGACUACCCCCGCCUCUUCGGCUUCACUGACGUGCUGCUGCUGCCCUUUGAUCUAGAGGGAGAUAUACCCCUGCUGCAGCAGCAAAAGCAGCAGCAGCAGCAGCAGCAGCAGCAGCAGCAGCAGGGGUCUGCAGGAAGGGGCAGCCGGGACACGUCAACAGCAGCAGCAGCAGCAGCAGGCGGAGCAGCAGCAGCAGCAGCAGGAGCAGCAGCAGCAGCAGGAGGAGGGCCUGGGUAUAAGAGCGGCAUGGAUUUGAGUUGCAGUUACUGCAGCAGCGAGUGGUUGUAUGUUGGUGGUGAGCCUCUGCUGCAUGCAUCUGAGGCUGAGCUGCUGCAGCUGCUGCUGAGCAGCUACACAGGUAUUUCUGCUGUCUUUGCUGCUCCCACCGACCCGAACACACUACAAAACGCAAUGUAUACGGGGGCCCACUACUCGCUGGCUUUUCUUAUUGAGGCCGCCAUAAAAGAUAAAAUCAGAGAAGCAGAUGCAGACUAUCACCACCCCUGGGAUGCAGAGGUGCUGCUGAAUGUGAUAGCGUGGAUUUUUGCUUUUAAUGUUCGUUACUUCUCCGCCUCAAAUAUAUUAAGACAGAAGGCCCGCAUGAAGCAGCAGCAGCAGCGGCAGCAGCAGCAGCAGCAGCAGCAGCAGCAGCAGCAGCAGCAGGAAGACGAUUUGGCUGCGUGGCAGCGGCGUUGGGCGGAGCAGAUGGAUCAAUCCCAGCAUCAGCAACAUCAGCAGCAGCAGCAGCAGCAGCAGCAGCAGCAGCAGCAGCAGCAGCAGCAGGAGGAAGAAGAAAUACAGCUGCUAGAUAGAGUAGAUAUGAUAUUUUGCAUGCAGGGGUUCGAUACCGGAGCUGCCCCUGCUGCUGCUCCUGCUGCUGCUGCUGCUGCUGCUGCUGCUGCUGCUGGUGCUGGAGAGGGAGAGGGAGAGGGAGGAGAUGCAGCAGCAGCAGAAGCAGCAGCAGCAGCAGCAGCAGCAGCAGCAGAGGAAGAUGCUGCACUGACACAGCAAGAUUUCUGGUGUCCUGCUGCUCUCCCCGCGCUGCAGUCCCUCAGCAGCAACUAUAAAAGGGGAAUAGAUGCAAAGGUGCAGCAGCAGCUGCAGCAGCAGCCUUACUUAGAGCCUCAGGAUGCUUUACGAGCAGCAGCAGAAGCAGCAGCAGCAGCAAACGGAAGAUAUAAAGACACCACUGCAGCAGGAACGUGGACGCAUGAGGAGGACUGCAUGCUGCUGCAGUUCUUUGAACAGUUCAGAGCCGUCAGAGAUUACUACACAUAUAUUGCAGAGCUGAUGGGGAGACACCCGAAGGCUGUAAGAAAGAGACUGCAGCAGCUGAGAGGAGACAGAGGAGAUGCAGCAGCAGCAGCAGCAGAAGAAGAAGGAGACACAGAAAUGCCGGAGGGGCCUGCAUGCAGAUACACAGAGGACCUGGAGGCCGAGCAGCAGAAAAGGAGACAAGAAAAACAAAAAAGGAGACAGAAGGGACACUUCCUCUUUCGCAGUGCUGCACUGGCUGGGGGCCUCAUAGAUUUUCAGCGCCGGGUUCUUGACCUGCAGACAGCAGCAGCAGCAGCAGCAGCAGCAGCAGCAGCAGGAGGAGGAACAGCAGCAGCAGAUGGAGACACUCCGGAGCUCUUCGAUGAUGAAGACAGCAGAAAUCAGGCAGCAGCAGCAGCAGCAGCAAAAGCAGCAGAAGCUGCUGCUGCUGCAGCAACAGCAGGGAGAGAACCAAAAGAACUGCUAGCGGACCUGCUGCUCUCCUUCCGCGCUCUGCUGCAGCAGCUAGAGAGCCCGCGGCCUCCACCGCCUCCCCCGCAGCAGCAGCAGCAGCAGGACCAGCAGCAGCAGCAGCAGCAGCAGCAGCAGGAGGAUGAUGAUGAGCAGAGGGUGCUGCCUGUUGAGGGCCUGAGCUGGUUUGCUGCUAUGCGUACAGAGAGACCCCUGAGGAGGCUGCUGUGGCUGAUGGGGUUAGAGCCCCCAGCAGCAGAAGGAGACAGCAGCUGGCUGCUGCCUGCUGCUGUCUCCGCAGCAACCUGGCGGGAUCGUCUCCAGGUCUUUGAGGCCAUGCAUCAAAGCAGUCUAGACGUGAGACACUCCAUCCACAUACCUAGCUAG